Molecule: messenger RNA, 6072 nt
Organism: Manduca sexta (tobacco hornworm)
Lineage: Eukaryota; Metazoa; Arthropoda; Insecta; Lepidoptera; Sphingidae
Exons: 9
Coding region: 378-1802 (474 amino acids)
Molecular function (GO): sequence-specific DNA binding
Source: RefSeq, a predicted model, not a curated record
CACUCAGCCAAACAAACAGUACAUAGAAUACCACUGGAACGUGGGUGCCUUAGGUAGCACAGUACAUUAAAAAUAAAACUUUAUCGGGAUUAAAAUACAUUUGAUAAUCCGAUAACAUUAUUUUAAAUUUGCAAUUAUUGUCUAUGCCGUGAGAGUGGCCAUUUUUUUCGAAAAAAAGUUGGAAGGGAAAAAGGUGAUACAUGUCAAAUGUUUCAAGGCUAUUGUGUGAUGAUUCCAUUUUUUUCGUACAACGUGAUAAAGAUUGCACAUAAAUAGUACAAUAACAAUUUAUAUAACGUCCAGUGAAGUGUUCAUCCGAUGCUCUGUAUCCAGGACGUGGUAUUUUACGAGUGACAACAACAUAAAGUUAUCAAAACAUGGGUUAUUACUGUACGGUCCCACAGUGUACGUCUCUAGCCGGCAAGACGAAGAAUGUAAAGUUCCACAGAUUCCCGCGGGACGUGACUAUGGCGGAUAAGUGGAACGAUAUACUGAAACGCGGGAAGCCUUACACCAAAUAUUCUAAAGUAUGCAGUCUUCAUUUUACGCAAGCCGACUAUAAUGUGACUACAAUGGGUAAGAAUAAAGGCCAGUGGAAGACGUUAAGCAAAGACGCGGUGCCAUCACAGAACCUGCCCAAGCUGAACCCAGAUGGCACAGUCAUGGUCAUCAGGAAAAGUCGCACGGUCAAAUACAGGGAGGUGAAGAAGGAAGAUAACUGCGAUAAGACAGACAAGUGGCCUUUGAAUACGAUACAUCACCAACAGAGUAUUCCCGCGCAGGACACAACAUUGCCCUGCGCCGAACAGCACGAUAUCAAUCUCGCCUACCGCUUACAAAAUUUAAACGCUCUCGCGAACAACAUUUCCCCACAACACCCGCAGCCUCGCCCCGCGGAUAUCCCCCAAAAUCAUUUGAGACCCAAAAAACAGGACGCUAUUAUGCAAACAGACCCAGUGAACUCCGAGGAGGAUGAUACACAACCCAACAACAGUUAUAACGAAGUAUCCGACAAAAUAUACGAAACCUACCAAAUAGACUUUAGGAAAGAAGAUUUUGAAAAGAAAUUCGAACCCAGAGACUACAGGAAGAGCUCUGAAGAUUACAUCCCACAGACUAACGAGGAAUACAACAAGGAGGCGGAAAAGUACGCGUUAGAAAGAAAAACUUUGUACGACAAAAUCGAUUAUCAGAAAGCUUUAGAUAGUGUAUAUCCGAAAAUUGGUGAGAUAUAUGGAAACCUUGAGAAAUAUCCGCGGCAAGAGUAUACGUAUCAGAACGGAUAUUCGGAUAGCGUAGAUAUGUUGCGCAACCAGCAACACAAUCUUCAGAUGUUGCAAGCGCAACAUAGGGUAACAGAGAACCAGAACUUUUUUAAUGAAAACCAAAUUAAGCAAGAAAUCGACAUACAGUUAGAAGACGAUAAAUAUUUGUAUGAGAGAACGAAGGAUCAGUUGGGGGAUGCAAACCCAAUGUACAAUGAAGGUCGAAGACUGGUGCAGCAGGAACGCAUCCUGGAACACAUACAGCAUCAGGUGAAGCAGGAGCCCGAGGGAAAUGGUUGUGAAAAUGUAUUACCACCCCAGACGAGUCCGUACUACCCACCUAACGGACAUGAAAAUGUAUCGACGGCGGGUUUCUACGAGUCGCUGCCGCGGCCCGGCCCCGAGCUGCUCAUCGCCAAACAGAACGCGCUCGCCGCACACACACAACUAUGGCAGAAUACGAUGAAGAGACCGUUCUUCUACAGUGAGAGUCCGCCGUACAACGGCUCGCAGUUACUACACAGAUUUGAGAUAUAACGAGAAUUCUUCAGUGACGAGGGACAUUCCAAAGUUAAUAAAAAUAUAUAUACACUAUUAUUAUAUGUAAAGAAACAGAGUAUGGAAAAAAUUCUCUAAGCGGCGAUAAUCUCUGUAUGGGACGUUUUUUUAUAUCGUGAAAGGAAUAAUAUAUAUUUUUAAAAAGUAGUUGUAUGAGCAGUCUACAUUUUAAAGGCGUCUAGUGUGAAACGAUUUUGUUAGCCGGCAAAAUUAUGUCUAUCUGAGAUUGUUUUUUUUUUUAUUGAUGUUGCAAUAGAGUUUAUAGUGUAGAAGGUCGUGUGCAUAACGAUGGUGAGUAGUCAUCACCUCCUAAACAUAAAUUUAGGAAACGCUGGUUGUCGACCUUUUUGAUUUUUUUUUGUCUGAGAUGAAUCUGUCCGGGCAAUGACAAACAAUCGUUUCAGCCUAGACCGCUAUGAAGGUGCAGCCAAUAUCAUAAGUUAGGGUCGGCCAGAGACAAGAUUGUCCAGAGACUGUUUAUGCAUCAAAGUUUUAUGUGUUUGUAUGUGAUUUUGUCGAGGAUGUAAUGAUGGACAACAUUAUUUUUUAUGAAUAUAUAUUUUUUUAAUUUAAUAUUAAUAUUACGCAAUGAUUACUAUGACCGCUAUUAAUUUUUGUUUAAAAAAGCAAUUAUAUCAAAAAUGUGGUUCAGAAUUCUGAGCCUAAAUUAUUCUAGAGUUAAUUUUGGCCGCGGUCGGGGUCAUUUUGAGCCAGUGAAUUUCGUCAAUUGUUUUGCGAUGGAGUUACGUACAAGCACAUAGAAAUUGAAACACACAAAAUGUUGUACAAAAUGAAUAAAUUUUUUUAUAUGAAAAUAAUUAUGUAUAGACUAUUAUGCUUUUGUAUUCGUAAUGUGUACAGUUUUUAAUUCUUUUUUAUUAGCUUUUGAGUAAUGGUAGUGGGAUGGGCGUAUCACAAGAGGCGCGUGUUCGAAUACUGUAACUUGUUUUUUUUCUUUUGUAAAAAGUAUUUAGCACAUAUAAUAAUUAUUUAUUUUUUGUGCUACAAAGUCAAGAAAACUGAAAAUCGACAAUCAUAAUAUUUUUUUUUAUAUAUUUUUAUUAUUUUAAAUCAAUAUACGAUGUAUAUUUUUAUUUUUAUUUGUUGAAUAUUUUAAACUUUUAUUAUUAUUUUCAAGAAAUUUUGUAUUCUAGCUUGAAAAGCAAAAUCUAUUUUUCAUAUACGUCUUGCCAUUCAUUGUCGAUUUUUCUUUGUAAGAUAUAAAAAACGAACAAAAUAGUUACGAAUUUCGUCAUCGCGUCCCAUUAUUGACCCGUUUUGCGUAGCUGUGACAUCUAGGUGUAGUUUCUCGUUUUUUUUUAAGUGCGUUGCUCGGUUUAGUGCGAGUUCGAUUCCCGGCUGUUGCGAAGUACAGUUUUUAUUAAGCAGAGUCGUUUGUCUCUCUCUCGUCAAUUGAUUGCCUUUUAUAUUUUUAUAUAUUUAUAUUUCGUAAGUUACGUUGUUGCUAUAGAACUUUGGAGAGAUUUCUUUUAAAUUUUCUAGUAUUUAACAAAUUCGCUUUGGAAUACUGUUCCAGUACGCUGUUAUGCACCAUAGAUCACAUAUUCAUCAUCCAGGACAAAAAUCUCUAUCAUUAUUCAAUGAUGGCGGUAGAUUUACAUCACAAAGGCGAAAAUACUGUCAAAAAAUUAUAUAAUAUGUAUUCGAAUUGUGCCUAACUCUCCCAGAGAAACUUAAGGGCUAGGAGAGUACACACUAGUCUAGGUUCAUUAGUUCAUGUGAACACAGCAUAAGACGCUAUGAACAAAUCAAACAUAGCAUUAGCAACGUAACUUAUGGACACCCCAAAAUCGAUUGACGGGAGUCGAAAAAGCCAAACGAUGUUGUUGCCAUUUUUAAAAUAUAAAAUUGUAUUUUUUUCUUAUGUAAGUUAAAUCUCUCAAUAAGUCUUACACAUAAGUGCAAAAAAAAGUACGGUUAACAAAAAAAAUAAAACAAAAAAUAUCUGAUAUAUUUUCCACUGUUGUUUUUAGUUUGUUUUAUGUGUUUAUAUUUUUUUGUGUUUGAGAGUAUUGUCAGCUGUAUGAAAACUGAAAAAUAGCGACAUAGUAAGAUUAGUUGUCUCAUAUAUUGAUAACGGCUGGACCGUUUACGAUCAAUCAAAAAAUUGUGUGUAUGACGUACUUAUAUUCUCAAUUCAGCUCCAGAGAGCUCAAAGACGUUGCAAACCAAUGUGUUACGUGACAAUUAUCUCAAAUACACAAUAAUUUUGUAAAAAGCAAUUUAUAGUUACCAAUAUUAUUUUUUAAACUUCAUAGCCUUUAUGUUUUGUAUGGUGGGCUGUUUUUUAAUCACAAGUGUAUUGACCAUUUUUCCCCAUACAAAAAUGUAUGACAGUUACCAUAAAAUGUAUGUAGAUUUAAGCGUUGUUUACGGUUUAUGUAUCUAUUUUAUAUUGGAUUAAAGUAUCUAUAUGUGUUAAGUACGCCGUGGAAAGUACAAGGAACUUCUUUACAGAUGUCAGAUGUCAGUUUUAAAAUUGUUUUUUAUAAACAUAGACAAUAUUGACAAUACUGCCAUGAUCUCCAUCAUGCAAUUCAAUCCAACGUGGAUAUAAAUAUUUAAUAUAAAUUUAUAUUUGUGAUUUUAUUGAAAUUUAUAUGUUUUUAGUCAAAAUUUAACAUUGUAUUGCGACGGAUGUACGCGUCAAUUAUCGAUGGUCAUUUAUAUUUUUUAAUAUUUAUUUAUUGUAACUUAAAACCAUGGCCUAUUUUUUUGUUUGGGGAAAAUGAUGGCAAAGGAUAAACUAACAUGACAGCGUUGUGUGGUAUGGAAGAAUGAAUGUGUGAUAAAAAAACGAAUUUACGUGGCAUUUGUGUGGGAUGGCGUACGGAAAUACACGAUAUAAUUUCUUGUUAGAUGUUUAAGAUUGUCGUACAAUUCGUCACAAUAUUAUUAUGUUAAACAGCGAAAUUUUUUUUCGAUGAAAGAUGUCUUGCCAAAGUUUUUUUUCGUUUAAAUUGUUGAUAAAAAAAAAUUUUUUGUCGCCUUGUGAAAACAAUGUUUAGUUUAAGAUAAAGUUUUUAUGAAAGUGACUGAAUAUUAUGUUCUUUUUUGGUGCUCGUUUCAUAGUCAUUUGUUGUUUUUCUAUUCUCUUUCCGAAUUCUAUUGCAUUUCUAUUUUGUGGGUAUUUUUUGUAUUGUGCGAUAAACAUACAGAUUUUUUUUAAUCUAUUACGUCCAUUGGACGAGAAUAUACGUCAUGAAAUUACUCAUUGACUCGUGACGUAUAUAUCCGUCUUGAAAAUGAAUAGUGACGUAUUGUGUCAUUGAUUUUUUAGGUAAGAGGACCUGUGUGGACCAUCGGUCUGUAUGUUUUUCACAAAUAAUAAAUAUGUAUGCAGCGAUCAGCGCACAUUUAGUAUGAAUCGCUAGAUAUUUUCGUUCGAUUUAUAUAUUAUUAAAGUAUGUAUAUAUUUUUUUUACAAAUACGAUACCGUAGCUGGGAAGAGCGGUGAUGGAGUUUAAAAUAAUUAACAAAGUAAUAGGUUAUGGAGGGAAAGUUGAAUAAUUAGAACACCUGAUAUUUGUAAUCACAGUAAUAUAAGAAAGAUCAGGGAAGGCGUUUAACCAAGUCGAUGUGGGACACUUGUGCAGCCUUGUCAUUGUACAGAGUAUUUGACAGUAGGAUGAUAAUUUUUUUAUACACAGAGCGCAAUAAUUUAUUUUUUAAAAGCAAAAUUGCAGUUGAUAAAAAGUACAGCAAAAUAAAUUAAAGCUUUAAUAAAUUUUUGGAAAGAUACAGAAUAAAAUAAUAUAUUAUCAUAGUUUCCAUAUUUCUUUAUGGUUCUUCACUAAAUUUUCAUUUGUCUAAAUACAAGAUGUGUUUGAAAUUAAACAAAUUAAUUAUUACAAAGAAAUCCUAAAAUAACCUACUUCAAAAGUUUUUCAGUAUAUCAAUAUUUAUGAUAAAUAAAAUUGCACCACUUUUAUACAAUAAACGUAUUUUUAAUAUUUUAAUAAAUAAUUAAAUUGAGCAAGCGCCUAUACUGCAGAAAUUCCCGCCAAUAACCUCUUAAAAAGUUAUUUGACAGAUCCGCCAUUUUCCCAAAGACCGCCAUCUUGUUAUUUUUCCCGCCAUCCCGGCUACGGUUAGUUUAGGGGUUGGGUGAGGAGACGCUGGGGCGCGAUUGGAACUACGGCGAAUGUGGCGCGUCCCUUCAGACCAAAGCUGUGAAUAUUAUUAUGAAAGUUGAUUAGGGUUAAGAAAUAAAGUAUGCUUUUUACAG